Coturnix japonica (Japanese quail) is the source of this 957-nucleotide messenger RNA. RefSeq names its product apelin (gene APLN). Lineage: Eukaryota; Metazoa; Chordata; Aves; Galliformes; Phasianidae. Gene Ontology annotation, molecular function: hormone activity; apelin receptor binding. The record is from RefSeq and is a predicted model, not a curated record. Gene Ontology annotation, biological process: signal transduction.
GAGGUCCCUCCCUUUGCUCCCCAGCUGGCUGCGGGGCUGACACUCUCCAGGACCAACCUCGGCGCUCCCAGUGCUCUCGUCCCCUCGGAUGCCACCCCCUGGGCACCCCGGGGGGCUGCAGCGCGGAGGGGGCGGAGCGAGCUGCGGACCCCCCCGCCCCCCCUUCGGUGCCGGCGGCCACAUGACCGGGCGGGCGCGGGGCCGGGCCGGGCUCUCACCGCCUACAAAUGCGGCGAUCCCGGAGCGGGGCCACCGCCUCCUGCGUGUCCGUGUCCCCGCGUGUCCGUGUCCCCGCGCCGGGCGGAGCAUGGCGGCGCGCCGCUGGCUGCUGGCGCUGCUGCUGCUCUUCUGCCUCGCGCUGAGCGCCGCGUCCGCGGGGCCUCUGGGAGCGGGGCUGGACGGGAUGGAUCCCGAGGACGGCCUCAUCCGAACGCUGGUGCGGCCACGGGGUGCGCGGCGUGGGAACGUGCGGCGGCCAGGAGGGUGGAGGAGGCUGCGCCGUCCCCGGCCACGGCUGUCCCAUAAGGGCCCCAUGCCCUUCUGAUGGAGGACCGCCGCCAGCGCUCCAAGGAUGCGUCCCCGCUGCCCGCUCUGCUCGUCCCUGAGCCCACCCCUGAGCUGGCAUCGCCUCCCUGCAGCUGUCCCUGGUGGCUCUGGCACCGUGUCCUCCCGGUGUGCCCGGUCCAGGGGCUCUGCAUAAAGCACUUUGUCCGGCGGAGGAGCUCUCCGUGGGGUCCUGCCCCAUCCCCUCCUGGAGGGGUCUAUUUAUUCCCAUGGUGCUGACCCCGUGUGAGCUGCUCUGUGGGGUUUCCACCCCCGGGGGUCUGCAGGAGGCACUGAUGUACCCCAAAAGGGCCGCAGCGGUGCCAGGCCCUUCUGGUCCCCACGUCUGUCACGUCUGUAAAGAAUUGUUCUGUGUAAAUACAUCUUUAUUAUAAAGAGCUAUGAUGACAAUAA